This is a messenger RNA of Rubroshorea leprosula, 978 nucleotides long. The record is from the annotation of a GenBank genome assembly. Lineage: Eukaryota; Viridiplantae; Streptophyta; Magnoliopsida; Malvales; Dipterocarpaceae.
GAUUUGCCAGUGUAGAUUUGGAGCUACAGACCAAAUAUACACCUGGUGGUUUUUAUGAUGUGGAUCAGAGAGUUUCAAGGUGGACACAGUUGAUCCCUCCAAGGUGGACACAGUUGAUCCCUCCGUUACCAUAAGAUAAGUUCCUUUCUAGUUUCAGCCACAUAUUUGCAGGUGGAUACGUGGCUGGUUAUUACAGUUACUAGCGGGCGGAAGUAUUGCCUGCAGAUGCUUUCUUGGCAUUUGAGGCUGCUGGACUAGAUUAUAGCAAGGCUGUUAAAGAAACCGGGGGAAGUUCCAAGAAACAAUUCUUGCUCUUCGAGGUGGAAAAGCACCACUAGAGGUCUUUAUUGAAUUCCGAGGUCGUGAACCUUCACCAGAUGCACUGCUCAGGCAGAACGGACUAUUACCAGUCACAGCCUCUGCAUGAUUAAAUAUAUGGUUUUAAAUUUUGGUCCAGGGCUUUGAAUGUGACAUCUUUGAUGGUUUUGUUGCCCUGACAUUUACGACGUAUACACUAGAAUCGUUUAUCAUUCUAAGAUCUUUAAACGUAUAAUUGAAGACAUGCAGUUAUUUAUUGUCCUUGAAGAUUUUUUAUCGGUCAAUUCUAUGCUAAUCUGCGACAGCCACCAUCACCCCGUUCCUUCACCUCCGACCUUCACCAUCCUCUUGCUAGCCAAUCGUCACUCUCAUGAGUCUCAUCUCACCAAUCACCAAGAAGACGAUGCAGAUCUAGCCGCAAGCCUCCUUCGGGACUCCGACCUUGAUAUCUUCUUGCGUCUCAUCAUCAUCACUGCCUCCACCUUCAUCACCGGUAAGUAGAGGGGUUUGGCAGCCACCAGAAAGGGAGGAUCUUUCUUCUCCAAAAAAAUAUCAAGUUGUUGUGAACACCGCCGGUACGCCGGAAUACCGGACGAAAUACCGAAAUUUGACCGAAAUGAGCGAAAUUUGACCGAAACGAAAUUAAGCUUUAUACCGUUU